AUGCAGGGAAAAAUAGUACGUACCGCAGGAGGUGGGCAGAGUCCGCUGCGAGCUUGCAGCUCCCGAGAUUGUUACGGAUUGGACAAAAUCAAGACGAAGUACCCCCAGCUAGUCACGGCUCCAUACAUAGUACCAGAGCCACUAAUGACCGGAAAGACAUCCAUUUUUAGAGUUAGCGGAGAGAUGGCCGAAGUAGCCGACAUCCGUGGCCAAACCCAGGCUUCAGGAGGACCUCCGCCCAUUUAUCGGAUCAAGCCAGGAACCCAUGCUCAUGUUGUCAAUUACGUGUUUGUAGCAGAGGGCUCCGAUCAAAUGAAGAAAAUCCGUUCCAGAGAUCCGGCGGUCAACAUUGAGCGCUUGGAGUCCCAGAGGGAAUGGGCCAUUACCCAGUUGAAGAAUCUGACGUCCAAGCACCGGGGAAAAGUUCAGCAAACUUUUGUCCAAUCAUCACCAGCUCCUCCAAGAGCACGUGUCGCCAGUUCUACAGCAACUCCUACCCGAAAGUGGAUUCCAUGGCUCGCUUGCAGGCGGACCUACUCCAACUUCAACGCAGAGUAG
Messenger RNA from Drosophila suzukii, 558 nucleotides. RefSeq lists its product as uncharacterized. NCBI's taxonomy places the organism in Eukaryota, Metazoa, Arthropoda, Insecta, Diptera, Drosophilidae. The record is from RefSeq and is a predicted model, not a curated record.